Molecule: messenger RNA, 2181 nt
Organism: Pantherophis guttatus
Lineage: Eukaryota; Metazoa; Chordata; Lepidosauria; Squamata; Colubridae
Product: growth-regulated alpha protein-like
Biological process (GO): chemotaxis; defense response; immune response
Cellular component (GO): extracellular region
Molecular function (GO): chemokine activity
Source: RefSeq, a predicted model, not a curated record
ACCGCUGCCUCGCCUGGGUCGUUAUCCCUUUGGGUCAGCCCAAGAGGGAUAAAAGCCCGGCGGCUGGAUGGAGCUACUCAGAGUGCGCUAUAGCCCGUUGUGCCAACAUGAGCCGCCUAACCUUCCGCACGACCUCCCUAUUUGUCCUCUUCCUACUCCUCGCCGGGAGCGCCUUGCAGACCCAAGCAAGAGAAUUGCGCUGCCAGUGUGUGAAGGUUGUUUCCCAUGGAAUUCCCACUGCGUCCAUUGCUUCUGUGGCUUUCAUACCUGAGGGACCGCACUGCAUUAGGCCUGAAGUCAUACUCACCAGGAAAGAUGGGAAACAAUUCUGCCUGAAUACAACAAUGCCAUGGGUUCAGAAGGUUAUCCAAAGAUUUGCAAAGCAAACUAGUAACCUGUGAUACAAACACUAUUGUUUGGCUAUGUAGCUGCAAGAAUAAACACUGCAACUGUGAAGAGAGAGCGAGAGAAGGAAGAAAGAAAAAAAUUUGACAGAAGACGACAACCCAAAGACUUAAUUAUCCCUUUAGCGGUUCCCACUUCAUUGUAUUUAUUAUUCAAACAUAUGUUAAUGUAUUUAUUGCUAUCUCUCUAUAUCAGCAUUUCUCGACCAUAACCAUGUUAAGAUGUGUGGACUUCAACUUCCAGAGUUUCCAUACACUUAAAAUUCCAGUGCCAUGCUCUCGUGGCCAUCUAAAUUUUUUCAUAUCAGAUAUGUGAAAGGAAACCCUUUCAAACAAUGUUGCCUGCAAUUCUUGUUACUCCCCUCCGUCGUUUCUCUUUCUCUCCCUCUCUGCCUCUCUCUCUCUCACACACACACACACAGACAUUUGAUUGCUUGAAAGGGACAGGCUGCGCUUUGCUUCUACCGUAAGCACACACAUCCCACAAUCUUUCAGAAUUAUCUGCCUUUUUGUCCUUUUCUCAAGCAGCAGCAGCUGAGUAGAGACCAGGCAGGGGGGGACCCGAUUCCAACAGGUCACAUGGCUUUCUGCCUCAUUGCCAGAAACAUCUCCAGGCACCCAGAGAGACAGAACUCCCAGCCCUCGCUGGAUCAGCUGAUCUGCUGGCCACAGUUAAGGGGCCAAGGUGACUGGGAAGGGAAGGGCUGCCUCCUGGGCUGCCCAUUCCCACCACCUUCACUAGGGCUUAUUUUUGGAAUAGGCUUUAUAUUGGGCCCACCCCCAAAAAAUUGGGAGGGCUUACUUUCGGGAUAGGUUGUAUUUUGGGAGAAACACGAUACUCAAUGCAAUCUACAUGAUAUACUGGUAAUCCAUGAUUUAUAGUCAUUUGUUUAAUGAUUGUUCAAAGUGAUAACCCUGAAAAAAGUUACUUACAACUGAUCCUCACACUUAUGACCAUUGCACCAUAUCCGUGGUCAUAUGAUCUGAAUGUAGACACUUGGCAAGUGGCAUUUAUUUAUGACAGUUGCAAUAUCCUGGGAUCAUAAAAUCACCAUUUGCAAUCUUUUGCAGCUAAUUUCCAACAAGCUGAAUUCACUUAAUGACUACAUGAUUCACUAAAAAAUUAUAGUGAUUUGUUUAAUCAUAGCAAAAAAGAUUAUAAUUUUGAGCACUUAUUCACUUAACAAUAGCCUUGCUUAGCAACAGAAAUUCUGGUCCCAACUGUGGUCUUAAGUCAAGGACUACUUCUAUGUUGCACAUUGAAACUAAUGGAUGUUGAUUGCCUUCUUGAAUGUAAUAAUAGGUUGUGAGCCAUAGUUGAAUUUAUAAAAAAAAGUGGGAUGUAAAACUAUUAAUAUGGUAAAUGCAUACCAAAAAGCGUAAGCAGAAAGGUACUCUAUGCUUUCCCUGCCAGCCUUUUUGGGCCCUAUUCAUUUCAAUGGAGCUUACUAAAGGCUAAAUGUAACAGCCAUGUAAAAGCAUUGCCAUGUUUUGACUAAUACUUAUUUCAUAUUUCAUAACCAUAAGUGGAUUUUUUUUUUAAAAAAAUUGAUGACUUUGUAUUUUCAAUGAAUGUUUUAGAAAAUGUUUCAAUAUGACCAUUUAUGUGGAAAUGUUAAGCAAUGUUUUAAAACCACUUAGUAUUUUUGUAGUUCUUUACUGCAUCUUGUAUUGCCAAAUUACUUUGAGACUUGGUAGAUUUGUUGUUUCUGGAAUACAAAAAAAUAUAACCGCAAUGAAGCCACAUAGUACAAAUUAAACAUUUAAAAAUAUGCAA